Messenger RNA from Cuscuta epithymum, 588 nucleotides. The record is from the annotation of a GenBank genome assembly. Lineage: Eukaryota; Viridiplantae; Streptophyta; Magnoliopsida; Solanales; Convolvulaceae.
CUAUUCCUUCCCCACUUCUCAUUUCCCCUCAUUUAUUAUAAGGCAUCCAAGAUAUAUAUAAUGGAAGGUCUGAUUCCACUGGUCUACAAGAGCAUCAAGAGAAACAGAACUCUCAGGAAGUAUGAGUUUCUUUCCUCAGAGACUGUUGAGGCUGGCUGCACCUUGACUAGCAACCUUUGUUACAUGGCACCACCACCCGAGGCUGAGAAAACGGCUGUCGAGGCUAAGGUCCACCGGAGGCACAAAUCAUGCCAAGUGGAAUAUUACCCUGCAAGUCGUGUUUCACCCGACCGCACCUCGACUAAGCCUGGAAAGCUUGUCAGGUUUGGAAGCCAGAAGAUGUUUUCAUGUUUGAAUUAAGUAGUGCACAAUAUAAGUGCAUAGUAGAAGCCUAGAAGGUAAGAACUGUUGUCAUUAUAUUGUUGGUGUUGGUUUGCUUAUAUGUAUAGUAAGUUUGGGCUUCACUUAAUCUUGCCUUAUGAUUACUGGCUAUCAGUCUGGCAGUAAGUGUUGAAGCUCUCAUCAUGUAAUCUGUAAAAAAGGAUAUUAUAUAAAGGGACAAAAGCAUGUCUCUUGAAAACUUUAAAC